AUGAAGAAUCAUAUUAGAAUAUUCACAGGAACGAUAUUUGUUCUUUGCCUUUUGGUGCAACCAAUAAUAUCGGCUAGUGGGAUUGAGUUGUAUGAUAAGGCGACAGGGAUAAUAGGGAAGUUGCCCUCACAAUAUGAGCUAAGAGAACCGGUGUAUAACCAUGAUAAUAUUGAUAACAAUUUGUUUAUUCCGCAAUACAGACAAGACAUAAAUGACUAUGAACAUGGGCGAGAAAAGAGCAAAACAAGCGAAGAAAUUGAGUUCGAGAAGGCGUUGGUGUUACUAGAAGAAUCAGCGGAAUUGAACCACCCCGAGGCGUUGGUGGCCGUGGCAGAUGUGUACGUGUUUGGAAAUUAUUCGACUGUGGCGAAUUAUUCCAAAGCACUUGAUUAUUAUCAUAGGGCGGUCUCCAUCAAGGCCAAUGGACAUGCAUAUUUUAUGCUUGGAUUCUUGUAUGCCACCGGAGCGUUUGGAGAAUUCUCCGUUGACCAAUCGAAAGCUAACUUGUAUUACGAGUUUGGGUUAGCAAAUGGUGAUACUAAUUCCAUUUUGGCUUUAGCGUACAGAAAUUUGGUGGGAAAUGGAGUGCCGUUGAAUUGCGAUUUGGCGCUUUACUAUUAUACUAGAGUUUCACACCUUGGAAUGGACUUAUUGAAGAAUUAUAACGAAGAAAACGAAGAAGACGAUCUUUUCUACAACAUAAGGUUGCCUGAUUUCAAUGGAGGAAUCUACGCCGACAAAGUAAGCGAGAGCCCGACAUCCAUAUACUCGACCUCUAAAAGUUAUACUUCUUCAAAGAAUGUCUUGAAUGAAUUCAGUUUGGAUAUAGAUCACGAGCCUGUUGAAUAUUAUUAUGAUGCAUUGGAACAAUAUGAUGGAGAUUAUUUUAUAACCAAGAAUCAUACCAGGGCAUUCGAAAUAUUGAGAGAGUGUGCUGAUUAUGGUGAAGCGGUUUAUGGUGUGAAGAAUUAUCGUAAUGCAAACGAAAUUAAUAUAGUUUUUUUGAGUCGCUGUCAAGGUCUUUUGGGACAUAUGUAUCUUAAAGGCCAUGGAACUAAGAAGGACUAUGACCUUGCAUUCCAUUGGCUUGAUGCAUCUACUAAACUUAGAAAUACGUCUGAGGCAUUAAAUGAUAUCGGUCAAAUAUAUGAUAAGGGUCUUAUUGAAGGAAAGUCAGAUACAGUGACCGCAAUCAAGUAUUAUAAAGAUGCAAUUAAGCUUGAUUCACACGAAGCUCGCCUUAAUCUUGCUAAGUUAUUGAUAAAUGAAAGUGGGAAUGAAGAAGUUUUUCUGAGCCCAUAUCGUGAACAAAUAUACGAGAAUGUUCAAAAAGCGGUCUACAAAGGAAAUACAGAAGCUUUAUAUUACUUAGGGGAGUUUUUGCAGUCGGGAGUUGGUGCAGCUGUUCAGAAGGAAAGACAAUUCACUUGUGAAAACACUGCUAUGUAUUAUAAGAUAUUUGUUGAAAGGUUAGAAAGAUAUUUUAUGCCUCAUUUGAAAUAUGCUUUUGACGAGUUAAGAUUUGGUAAUUUCAAGAAUGCUUUGAUUGGAUAUCUGAUUGCAGCUGAACAAGGUCUAGAGAAUGCACAGGUAUCAACUUCCUAUUUACUCUUUCAGUUGCAGCCAUUCAUCCUGAAGCACAAAAAGAAGACAUUUUCCAAAAAAAGAAUAGAUUCAUCUCUUAAAUAUCUUGAAAGAGCUUCAUUACAGAAUAAUGUCGAUGCCACAGUUUUGCUUGGUGAUCUUUACUUGAAUGGAGUUGUUGGAUCAAACUUUUCUACCGAUUAUAGUAAAGCAUUUACCUACUUCAAUAAGGCCGCUCAUCAGCACUCAUCACAUGGUUGCUAUAAUUUGGCAUAUAUGUAUGAAUAUGGACUUGGCCCAGCAGACAGUUCUGUUGAUUAUUUCAUGGCUAAAAGAUAUUAUGACUUGAGUUUGAAAUACAGAGAGGUGACUGAUAGAAACUCGAAUAAGAUUCCCAUCAAUUUAGCCUUGUUAAGGUUGCGUUUGAAAUUCUUAUUUAAUAAGAAAAAAUUCAAUGUAAAUAAUAAUGGUGAAACCACUGGAUGGUUGGGUGCAUUCAAGAAUAUUGGAAAUAAUAACAAAGAGGAUUUAUCUGAAUCGUCAGAGAGGUCUAAUGCAAGAGCAAAAUCUCACCACGAAGGUGAACCGUAUUAUGACGAGGAAGAAUAUGAUGCUGGCGAUUAUCUAGUGAUCUUCCUUACUGUGCUAUUCUUCAUGAUUUUCUUUAUACAAAACGUAUACCGUCAAUUACAAAGGAUGAGGAAUGGCAAUCAGGGUGAUGGGCAACAAAAUCAGAACGAUAACAACCAGCAAGGACAAGGAGGCGAGCAACAACCUCAGAAUGGCUGGAUUGGAAAUCAGUUCCAUUUAAGGAGACGAAAUUUCGAAUUUCACUUUUUUGCACUCUGA
Debaryomyces hansenii CBS767 is the source of this 2433-nucleotide messenger RNA. Its product is annotated as ubiquitin ligase complex subunit. The record is from RefSeq and is a predicted model, not a curated record. Gene Ontology annotation, molecular function: protein binding. The coding region runs from base 1 to 2433 and encodes 810 amino acids. NCBI's taxonomy places the organism in Eukaryota, Fungi, Ascomycota, Pichiomycetes, Serinales, Debaryomycetaceae. The transcript has a single exon.